AUGUCUUUAUCCCCGAUCGCACAAAUUCUUAGUACGAACAAACUAGUGGGUGAAAAUUAUGUUGACUGGAAACGUAACCUUAAUAUCGUGUUGACGGUAGACAAGCACAAGAAUGUGCUCACCACCCCCUGUCCUCUUAGGCCGACUGAAGAGUCUACUCAAGAGGAGCGAGACGUAUACACUUCUUGGAUGCGUUCCGAUGAGAUUGCUAGGUGCUAUAUUUUAGCAUCAAUUAGCAAUGUGUUGCAGCAGCAACAUCGGAACAUGCUGACGACUGCAGAUAUGAUCUACAUCAUUGCUGAAAUGUUCGGCAGCCAGGGCCAUCAAGCCAAGCAAGCUGCGGUGUGUAACUUCAUGAACUGCCGUAUGAAAUCCGACACUCCUGUUCGGGACCAUAUGCUACUGAUCAUUAGUCACCUGAAUGAGAUGGAGCUCAUGGGAGCUGAGAUAGAUGGGGAGACUCAGGUGGAUAUGAUCCUAGAGACUCUCCCGGAGAUGUUCGACAACUUUAAGCUCAACUACUGA
Messenger RNA from Morus notabilis, 525 nucleotides. RefSeq lists its product as uncharacterized. Bases 1 to 525 code for a protein of 174 amino acids. Lineage: Eukaryota; Viridiplantae; Streptophyta; Magnoliopsida; Rosales; Moraceae. The transcript has a single exon. The record is from RefSeq and is a predicted model, not a curated record.